GUUAAUUCAGUUAGGCUUUAGGAUUCGAAUAAAAUAAAUUUGCUUGAGACCUUGUGAAGAAAAAAUUAAGUAUUGAAAAUGCGUGGGAUACUAAUUCUUCUUUUGUGCCUUACCGUGGCCUCAUUGGUUAUGGGCAAUGAGUACGUCUUUGGAAAGCGCCAAAAAGAUGAUUUUACAAUUACCGACAGAGUUAUUAUAAAGCCAAGAAUACCCGGUAAAAGGGCAGUAGUCAGAGCUGGAGCUCAUACAAAAGAAGUAAUAUCUUACAUUCGAGUAAAAGAUUUGUAUAGAUUCAAUUCAACAGCUAUAAUAAUAAAUGGUGGAGUAGACUUAAAGAAUGUACUUUUAUUAAUCGCUGGAAAUGUGGGAGAGGGAUUACUUGUACGAUUCGAAGUUCGUGGAGUGAAAAAAAAUACAACAGAACCUACUACCACUCAAUCAAGUACAGAUAGUACCAUUGAGCCGAGUGAAGAACCAACUAGCACUCCAUCUACUGAAGAACCAAGUAAUAGUACAACUACUGAAGGACCAACCAGCAGUCCACCUACCGAAGAACCAAGUAAUAGUACUACAACUACUGAAGGAUCAACUAGCAGUCCACCUACCGAAGAACCAAGUAAUAGUACAACUACUGAAGGACCAACCAGCAGUCCACCUACCGAAGGACCAACCAGUAAUCCACCUACCGAAGGACCAACUAGCAGUCCACCUACCGAAGAACCAAGUAACAGUACUACAACUACUGAAGGACCAACCAGCAGUCCACCUACCGAAGAACCAAGUAACAGUACUACAACUACUGAAGGACCAACUAGCAGUCCACCUACCGAAGAACCAAAUAACAGUACUACAACUACUGAAGGACCAACCGGCAGUCCAUCUACCGAAGAACCAAAUAACAGUACUACAACUACUGAAGGAUCAACCGGCAGUCCAUCUACCGAAGAACCAAGUAACAGUACUACAACUACUGAAGGAUCAACCAAUAAUCCAUUUACCAAAAGACCAACCAGUAGUCCACCUACCGAAGGACCAACCAGUAGUCCAUCUACCGAAGAACCAACCAGUAGUCCACCUACCGAAGGACCAACCAGUAGUCCACCUACCGAAGGACCAACCAGUAGUCCACCUACCGAAGGACCAAUCAGUAAUCCACCUACCGAAGGACCAACUACCAGUGAAUCUACCGAAAAACCAGUUGACACUAUAUCUACUGAAAUACCCACCACCAGUACGUCUACCGAAUCACCAAGCAUUAGUGUGUCUACCGAAGGAUCAGGUAGCGGUACGUCCAGUGAAUAAAAACCAUAAAUGAAUCUUCGAAUAAGGCGGCAAUGGAGAAUUUACUAACUGAUCCAAAUAGCAGUGCUCUCAAUAUUUUAAGCAUUCGAAUUAGACAAAAUAAGAGAGAGAGAGAGAGAGAGAGAGAGAGAGAGAGAGAGAGAGAGAGAGAGAGAGAGAGAGAGAGAGAGAGA
Molecule: messenger RNA, 1475 nt
Organism: Vespa crabro (European hornet)
Lineage: Eukaryota; Metazoa; Arthropoda; Insecta; Hymenoptera; Vespidae
Product: mucin-2-like
Exons: 2
Coding region: 79-1302 (407 amino acids)
Source: RefSeq, a predicted model, not a curated record